AUGCCCGCACCAACUACUACCCUCCUCAUCGAGGGCUCCUUUAGCGAACUCGCCGACGAGUUCGCCCAGUACCUUGACGCACUGCGCAAAAGCGAAGGCACCACCACCAUUCAGGCCGAAAUCUCCCCGCUCUUGGAACCCCUCCGCCAGCAGGAACAGAGUGACGCUGAGCCCGAUCGGAAACAGCGUGAUGAGGUUCUCAAGAAGCUGGUCUCGGCGGCUUCCGUGUUGAACAAUGCUCCAGAGAAGGAGAUCAUCUCCGCCUACAACCUUCUCGUCCAUCUUAUUCACUACGCCUCAGACCCUGACAUGUUCCUUUCCCGCAUCUGCUCCUACCUCGCUAAACCCAUCACCUCUUCCGCCCAGUUCGGACCCUCGCUGGCCAUCUCUAUCCUCUCCACCAUCUUCAACACUCUCGCUCCUACCGACUCCAGCCGCUUCCAUGUCUUUCUGGGUAUUGUCGCAGUCAUUCGUCAGUCCGGCUCUACGGUCGCUUUCGAAGCCCUCAAGCCUCAGUUGACCGCUCAGCUGCCCACCUGGCUGUCCUCCUGGGAGUUGGAUGAGGAAGAGGCUCAGCGCCUGCACCUCGCUGUUGCAGACGCCGCUCAGGCUGCCGGCGAUCCGGAGCUGGCGCAGACCCAUAUUCUGCAGGCUCUGCAGACCAUUCCAGCCGCGCAGGCUUCGUCCAAGGAGGCCCGCGACCUCGCCAUCCGCGCUCUCACCUCCGCUCUCACCCACCCCGCUGUGUUCGACUUCACCCCUCUGACGGCCUCGGACGCUGUCCAGGCCCUUCGCUCUAGCGAUAGCACCUUGUUUGAGCUUCUUGAGAUCUUCACGGCCGACACUCUCGAUGCUUACGAGGCUUUCGUCACCGCCACUCCCUUGGCAGGCAUCUCCGGUGGUGUGCUGGCCGACGCUGGCGAGGCGCUGCAGAACAAGAUGCGUCUGUUGACUUUGGCCUCUCUGGCCGCCUCGACCCCUUCCCGUUCCUUGCCCUAUGCCACGAUUGCCGCGUCUCUGCGUGUGCCGGCCGAAGAUGUCGAGAAGUGGGUCAUCGAUACAAUCCGUGCUGGUCUGGUUGAGGGCAAGCUGUCUCAGCUGCGCUCCGAAUUCCUGGUACACCGCGCCACCUACCGUGUUUUCGGCGAGAAGCAGUGGGCGGAAGUGCAGGGUCGCUUGAUGGUCUGGCGCCGCAGCCUCGAGAACGUUCUGGGCGUCCUCCGUACCGAGCGGGAGCGUUUCGUUCGUGAAAGCCUUCAGGCCGCCGCGGCAGCAGAGGAAGCCGCCCAGGGUAAGUCGAACGACAAGGGUAACAAGUCUGGAGAUCGUCGGCAGCGCCAUGGCAACAACCAACAAUCUCAGCAGCAACAGCAGCCCCAGGAGGUGGCUGCCGCAGAGUAA
Molecule: messenger RNA, 1401 nt
Organism: Aspergillus oryzae RIB40
Lineage: Eukaryota; Fungi; Ascomycota; Eurotiomycetes; Eurotiales; Aspergillaceae
Product: PCI domain protein
Exons: 2
Coding region: 1-1401 (466 amino acids)
Biological process (GO): cytoplasmic translational initiation
Cellular component (GO): eukaryotic translation initiation factor 3 complex; cytoplasm
Molecular function (GO): translation initiation factor activity
Source: RefSeq, a predicted model, not a curated record